Xenopus laevis (African clawed frog) is the source of this 687-nucleotide messenger RNA. RefSeq names its product mitochondrial ribosomal protein L55 L homeolog (gene mrpl55.L). Gene Ontology annotation, biological process: translation. Gene Ontology annotation, molecular function: structural constituent of ribosome. Lineage: Eukaryota; Metazoa; Chordata; Amphibia; Anura; Pipidae. The transcript has 4 exons. The record is from RefSeq and is a predicted model, not a curated record. The coding region runs from base 237 to 641 and encodes 134 amino acids. Gene Ontology annotation, cellular component: mitochondrial large ribosomal subunit.
AUGCUCAGGAUGUUCAGUAACACCGGGACUCUCAGCCCCGCCUCCAACCUCGGCUCCUCCCCCUCCUCGGACACGUGACCGUGACAUCAGCGCUGAAUGAGUUCGGCAGCAGUAGCGACAAUUCCGCAGGUCCCACUCUCCGCUAAUGGGCAAAGAAUAAUCCGUGGCAUUAACACUCCAUAAAAGAUUAUCCGAUUUCACAUUUCAUGGUUCAACGCGUGGCCCGUUAACUGCCAAUGGCGUCACUUGGAAGAAUCAGCGCAGCCCUGCACUCUGCCUACAGCCUCUUGCAGCCCGUGGCCUGUAGAUCUUUCCUCCCUGCUGCCUGUCAAUUACACGGCUCCCCCUGGCUCCACGACUCCAACAGAACCUCCAUAGUGCGCUGCGGCCGGAAGACUCACAUCCACCAGUAUCCAGUGUUACUGGUCCAACCCGACGGCUCUACCAUCACCAUCCAGUACAAGGAGCCCCGCAGGAUCCUCAUGAUGCCGGUGGAUAUCAGCAGUCUCUCGGAGGAGGAAAGGAAGGCGCGGCUACGCAAGCGGGACCAGGCCAAGAAGGUUAAAGUGAAACAAGACAGAGAGGAGAUUGAGGACGGCUUCAGUGUAGACCAAUACAGUCAAUUUUGGAAGAAAAAAUAAGGAUCUUUUUGAUUCUAAAUGUUAAUAAAUGUAUUCCCUAACCCUA